Messenger RNA from Aspergillus affinis, 681 nucleotides. RefSeq lists its product as uncharacterized. The record is from RefSeq and is a predicted model, not a curated record. NCBI's taxonomy places the organism in Eukaryota, Fungi, Ascomycota, Eurotiomycetes, Eurotiales, Aspergillaceae. The coding region runs from base 1 to 681 and encodes 226 amino acids. The transcript has 2 exons.
AUGAACCCGUAUCCAACGUUGCCGCCCAUCCACCACCUACCGAUCCAGUCCUCUUCGCCUUCGCCUUCCCCCUCGUCGUCGUCCUCGCUCUCCCUCUCGCAUACAAAUACCAAUUCUUCAUCCAACCAACGUCAACAUCCGCCGUCCUACAUACCCUCUCCACACCACCACCAAAACAACUUUUCGCCCUCACGAACAGAAGAACUCAAAACGUCUCUCGAACAAGCAAAACUCGACCAACGACGUCAGGAGUAUGCCCUUCUCCGAGAUGCCUUGAGAAGAGGAGUCCCCUAUUCCGUCAUCCCGGGGCUACUGGCAGCGAGAGAUUCGUCGGUCAGAAAGCGGGUAGGGCAUGACGGGUAUGGGCUCGGUGGGGAAGAGAUCUAUCAGCAUGGGUUGGAGACGGGGUCGAGGUUGGGGACGCAUGAUUCUUCUCAAGCACAUGGGCAGGGGCAGGGGCAGGGGCAACAGGCAGGUGUAGUAUAUUACAUCCCAGCUCCCACAGAUACUCUCCCAAUCCCACCAGAGAAACGCCGCCUCGACCUCGACGACAGUUUCCUGAACCGGGCAUAUAAACGCCGAAGACCGUGGACUGGUGCGACGAGGGGCCGUUCAGCGCAGGGAGGGGAGCGCACGCAGCGGAUCACUUUUCAUCAUUGGGUUCCGGAGGGUGGUAAAUAG